CUCUCUUGUGAUGAUUUAGGACAUACAUGCCCCAAACAGUACCUUUCAACUGGUAUAUUACUUGUGGUCUUUCGAUCUACUGUUAUCAUUUUAGAAAAAUAAGGUUUUUCUCCGGGGCUGAAAGGGUUAAGAGCGUGAUCAGGAAGCGUGAAGACUUGGCUGUGCAUCCGAAAAAGAUGUAAAAUAUUGUGACGUAGCUCUUAUAUAACUCCUAGCUUUAUGUAUUCCGGUGUAAUAUUUACCCAAUUUACAGUAUUUAUGGCGUCAUGCGCGCACUUCUCACAGAUCACAGUAACCCUGAAGAUUUACUGGAAUGUCAGCGUCGUUAAUAAAGAAGUACCAGCCAGUUACGUCACAAAAGUGCCGAACGGAACCGUGUUGGUGGACAUCCUUAACAAAGCAGCAGGAGACAACAAACAAGGGCCUUUCAACAAAUACGACAGCACGUACUAUGGAGGUAUUGGGUAUUAUAUAACAGCCAUGAAUGGAACACAGCAAAACUCUACUACGGGUAAUUACUGGUUCCUUUUUGACCAGCAAAGCGGAGGAGCUCUUCCAUGUGGAGUGAGUUCGUAUGUUCCUAUAAAUCAGUCUACCACCAUUUUCAACUAUACGACUUACUCAAGUCAUGGCGAGAACGUGACUGGUUAUUGCAAGCAAUUCCCCUCUUCUGGAGAGGUACCGCCCUCUGCAAUCACAGUUACGCUUGAAAUAGACUGGAAUGUUACCAUCGUUGAUAAACCGAUUCCUGCUCCAUACACCACGCAGGUUGCAAAGGGCACCGUGCUGGUGGACAUUAUGAACAAGGCCGCCAACGAAAAUACAAAUGGUCCUUACAACAGGUGGACUUCAACCUAUUACGGUGGGCUCGGACAUUUCAUUACUUCCAUGAACGGUACUGAACAGGAUCCCAGUACAGACACAUAUUGGAUGAUUUACGAUAAAGCGACUGGAAAACCCACUCCACUCGGAGUGGAUUCGUACAAGCCACAGGAUGAUUCAACCACUAUCUUUAGGCUUGUGAGAGGAACCAGUCACGAAGAAGCAACACCAACUGAAACAAACAUUCAUAAGGAACUCUAACAGCAUUAUGAAACCAAGCUAUAAGGCUGGAGCAUGUUUUAAUAAGAAGUACAGCGUUCACUGCACCGCAUUUAGCAUUAGAUCUUAUAAGCUAAGUCACCUAAAAAGUAGUAACAUGGUUACUUUUGUUCUGUGCAACGAGGGUUUCAUUACUGAUGAAAGCACCAUUUUCCGUCAGUCGUGAUAAGCACAUUCUAUUGUAGAAGCGUACAUUCAAGGACCACACUUAAUACUGAUCAUGAGGAAAUGAGGAAUUCAAUAAUUACUUACCAAAAGGGUCAAUGAAAACAAACAUUGACAACACAAUGAACCAAUGAGAACUCAAAUCAAAUACACGUGAUCAAGUCCUGACUAGUUUCGGUUUUGCAGGUGAUCAAGUGUAGCGAACCUUUUGAUCUUGUUCCAUCUGUUAAUUUACCUUAAUGACUUCUAUACAGUUGUUAUUUCACAGGAAUUUGAAUUGGUAGUACGUCAAAACAACAGCCUGCGAGUAGGCCUCUGGUGUCUCGCUUUUCGCUUUGGCGCGUGAGUGAGGUUAAGAGGGAUGUACUGACGUAGUGGGGGAAAGGGAGAGGUUCGUCUAAUCUCACGUGUAUGUCUUCGCCGCUCGUGCCCCCGGUCCAAACACGAGAGUUUACGGGCGUAGACGAAUUCAUCAGCCAUCUCAACCAAGUUCAUCUCUUAGACUGGGCACUAGAGUAUAUAGUUUGUCUUGACGAGUCUUGACGUACCCGACCUAUCUUGUGCCGGUCUUCAAAUUGAAACACAUAACCGGGCGCCCUAAAAUCUUGCCCAAGUCCGUUCCCAUGGAUUUUGCAUCGGUAUAAUAUCGCUGGUUAAUAAAAAAUAGAUCAUUGAACAAUGCAAUUCGAGAGUUUUCAUUGGCUUGUAGCCCUCAUAGGUUAUGAGCAACAAUACCAUGCUCUACAAAUAUGGUAAGCAUACGCGUGAUUUUUGGGGGACUUUUUUAUUUUUAUUCUAGUCUAGUUCUCUCUAUUUUGGGGGCAUUUUUGUGAAAGAAUUAUUCCACUCGCUCUUGUUGUACAUCAGAUGAUUAUAGCCAACUUAGCGUCACGCGCCUCGUUGGCUAUCUACCAUCUCAUAUCCAACGUGCGUUCGUGGAAU
This is a messenger RNA of Orbicella faveolata, 2208 nucleotides long. RefSeq lists its product as uncharacterized. The record is from RefSeq and is a predicted model, not a curated record. Lineage: Eukaryota; Metazoa; Cnidaria; Anthozoa; Scleractinia; Merulinidae.